CAUUUUACGGAAAUUGCCGAUUACAAACGAGAUGGCGGCUACGUUCCAGUUCCAACCGGUUCAGGAAAGUUUGUUAGAAAUACACAAUUGUCCUACAGACACGGAAGAUCACCGAAAGCAAGAGCUGUCUUCCAUUGGAACAACCUCCCACCCAACCUAGUGGCCUGCCCUUACCUGAAGCAGUUCAAUCAGGCUGGCGGUCAGAUUGAACAUGUCUCGACAUAGGGAGUGAUCAAACUUUUACUUUUAACCUUAUCUGUACCACCUAUUUUUAACAUUGCUUUAAUACGAGAUAUUUGCCCUUGAUGCCCUCACCAGCAGCAAUGGGGACGUUGGCGGAUGAAGCUGCCAAGCUUCUGGACUUCAACCAGAAACUGGACAUCAGCUUGCUGGACAACAUUGUUACUUGCAUGUACACUGGAGAUGGCCAACGACAAAGAAUGGCACAGGAAGUCCUCACAAAUCUCAAAGAACACCCAGAUGCAUGGACCAGAGUGGACACAAUUCUGGAGUACUCUAGUAACCAGAAGACAAAAUACUAUGCUUUGCAGAUACUUGAAAAUGUGAUAAAAACUCGCUGGAAAGUUCUUCCACGGCCACAGUGUGAAGGUAUCAAGAAAUAUAUUGUCGGUCUUAUAAUCAAAACAUCAUCAGAUGCACCUACACUGGAAAAAGAGAAAACAUACCUUGGCAAAUUGAACAUGAUUCUUGUACAGAUAUUGAAGUAUGAGUGGCCAAGGAACUGGCCCUCUUUCAUCUCAGACAUUGUGGGGGCCAGCAAGACAAAUGAAUCUCUUUGUCAAAACAACAUGACCAUACUGAAACUGCUCAGUGAGGAGGUAUUUGACUUCUCGAGUGGCCAGAUGACUCAGUCAAAGGCAAAACACCUGAAGGACAGCAUGUGUAGCGAGUUCUCCCAGAUCUUCCAGCUUUGCCAGUUUAUCAUGGACAACUCACAGAAUGCACCACUUGUUGGCUCCACUCUUGAGACAUUGCUUCGGUUCCUUAACUGGAUACCACUCGGCUAUAUCUUUGAGACUAAGCUUAUCUCCACUCUGAUUUAUAAAUUCCUCAAUGUCCCGAUGUUUAGAAAUGUCACCCUGAAGUGUCUUACAGAAAUAGCGAGUGUACAGGUUUCACAGUAUGAUGAACAAUUCAUCCAGUUGUUUAGCUUUGCAUUGACACAAUUAAAACAGAUGUUGCCGACAGCAACAAACAUUCGUGACGCGUACCAGCGUGGAACAGACGACGAGCAGAUGUUCAUACAGAACCUGAGUCUCUUCCUAUGUACGUUCCUUAAGGAACAUGCACAGCUCAUUGAGAAGAAACCAGACCUCAAUGAACCAUUAAUGGCUGCACUUGGGUACCUGAUCUUGAUCUCGGAGGUAGAGGAAGUUGAGAUAUUCAAGAUAUGCCUGGAGUACUGGAACUCACUGGCAGCGGACCUGUACAGAGAGAGCCCAUUUUCCGCCACAUCUUACUCCCUCCUGGGCAAGACACACACCGAAAUGCCCAUACGACGACAGCUGUAUAACCCUGUUCUCUCACGGGUACGUCGCGUGAUGAUAUCUCGUAUGGCUAAGCCAGAGGAAGUACUGGUCGUGGAGAAUGAGCAGGGAGAGGUAGUACGAGAGUUUAUGAAGGAUACAGACUCCAUUAACCUAUACAAGAACAUGAGGGAGACACUAGUGUACCUGACCCACUUGGACUACGCAGACACAGAGGCCAUCAUGACAGAGAAAUUACACAACCAAGUCAAUGGCACAGAGUGGUCAUGGAAAAACCUUAAUACAUUAUGCUGGGCUAUUGGCUCUAUCAGUGGAGCCAUGCACGAGGAUGAUGAGAAACGAUUCCUGGUAACCGUAAUCAAGGACUUGCUGGGCUUGUGCGAACAGAAGCGAGGCAAAGACAACAAGGCCAUUGUGGCCUCCAACAUCAUGUAUGUGGUGGGACAGUAUCCACGUUUCCUCCGUGCACACUGGAGGUUCCUAAAGACUGUCGUCAAUAAACUGUUUGAGUUCAUGCAUGAGACCCAUGAUGGUGUACAGGACAUGGCAUGUGACACAUUCAUAAAGAUAGCUCAGAAAUGUCGUCGCCACUUUGUACAGGUGCAGGUCGGGGAGGUGAUGCCGUUCAUAGAGGAAAUACUCAACGGCAUCAACACCAUUAUAUGUGAUCUCCAGCCGCAACAGGUGCACACAUUCUACGAGGCAGUGGGGAUGAUGAUCUCUGCGCAGACUGACCAGGUGGCCCAGGAACACCUGAUUGAGCGCUACAUGCUGCUCCCCAACCAGGUCUGGGAUGGAAUUAUCAACCAGGCGACCCAGAACGUCGAAGUUCUCAAGGAUGGCGAUGCUGUCAAACAGCUGGGAAACAUCCUCAAAACCAACGUCAGAGCUUGCAAGGCUCUUGGUCAUCCAUAUGUUGUACAGCUUGGGCGCAUUUAUUUGGACAUGUUAAAUGUGUAUAAAGUGAUGAGUGAAAACAUAAGUAGUGCCAUUGCAUCCAAUGGUGAAAGUGUGACAAAACAGCCGCUCAUUCGAAGCAUGAGAACUGUGAAGAAAGAGACAUUGAAGCUUAUCUCCGGCUGGGUCAGCAGGUCAAGUGAUCCCUCAAUGGUGGCGGAGAACUUUGUUCCACCCCUCCUAGACGCAGUAUUACUUGACUACCAGCGUAACGUGCCCGCAGCUAGAGAACCAGAAGUAUUGAGCACCAUGGCAACCAUUGUUAACAGAUUAGAGAACCAUAUAACGAAGGACAUUCCCCAGAUAUUUGACGCGGUGUUUGAGUGCACCCUGGAGAUGAUCAACAAGGAUUUCGAAGAGUUCCCGGAACACCGCACAAACUUCUUCCUCCUCCUACAGUCUGUUAACACACACUGCUUCCAAGCAUUCUUGAACAUCCCAGCAGCACAGUUCAAGCUUGUGUUGGACUCCAUAAUCUGGGCAUUUAAGCAUACAAUGAGGAAUGUGGCUGAUACAGGACUUGACAUCUUGUAUGUGCUUCUGCAGAACGUGGCUAAUGAGGAGAAUGCAGCACAGAGUUUCUACCAGACAUUCUUCACAGACAUCUUACAGCACAUCUUUUCAGUGGUGACAGAUAGUUCACACACUGCAGGUUUGACGAUGCAGGCAACCAUCCUGGCAUACAUGUUCAGCCUGGUGGAGCGAGGCAAGAUCACAAUCCCCCUGGGCGGCAACACGUCCACUAUUGCCGACAACAUAGCAUUUAUACAGAACUUCCUUCUUAACCUCCUGAAGGCAGCUUUCCCUCACCUGAAUGAACCACAGAUAAAGAUAUUCAUUGAGGGGCUGUUCAGUUUUAACCAAGACAUAGGAGCAUUCAAGGAACAUUUGCGAGACUUCCUUGUACAAAUUAGGGAGUUUGCGGGUGAAGACAACAGUGACCUGUUCCUGGAGGAGCGAGAGACGGCCAUCAAGCAGGCCCAGGAGGAGAAGAAAAAGAUACAGCUAUCCGUGCCUGGCAUCAUUGGCCCACACGAGAUACAGGAGGACAUGCAGGACUAGGGGCAGGACAAGGGGCGUGAGACCCGCAUUGUGUAGGAAUGGGGAAUGACGUUGCAUCCAACGGGGCCCGGGGCGUGGGAUGGCUCACUGCCUUGGUGACAUGGUUCCUUGGAUGGCCACAGCAUUGCUUCCAUUGUGGACUGUUAAAGUUGAGCAGAUAGGAACUGGAAUCUUCUUCUUUUCUUUUUAUAGCUUUUGAGAAACUGAAAGUCUUAGUCUUGUGAUGGAAAAACCUCAUGAUAAAGGAAUUGACAGAAGUUGUACAGUGAAUCACAAAUCAUGAGAUGGAUUAUAGAUGUUUAUAUCCUUACUGUGUAUGUGAAAUACAGGCCCCUGCAGAUACACCUAGCAAAUGCUUUGUGUUUUUCAGAGAUAUGUGCUUGCGCAGGAGUGAAGAUACAAAUGUUUUCUUUUGCUUUAUUGAUUAAUCUUGCAAAUAAAUGGCCCAAAGUGAGCUUAUCUUUUGAAUUGCAAAUGGCAGAUUGCAAAUUGUAGAAGAAUAGGAGACUUCCUGAUGGCAAAAGACAAAUAUAUAUAUUUCAUGAUGAAUGCUGAAAUAAAAUGCAGAUACGCCUGCGUGAAUAUUUUCUUAAUCAUGUUAGGAUUUUGCACAAAAAAGGUCUUUUGGAUCAGUUUGAUCUGAAUUUAGAUAUUGUGUGAUUGUUCAAUAUUUGAACUUGCUAAAUAGUCUUGUUAAUUGCUGCAUUAAGUGCAAUAUAAUUAUGUGUAUAUUCACUUGCUUAUUAUCUAUGAUAUGACUGCUUCUGGGGACUAUAAACUCUUUAGUCUCGUAGUAAUGGAUACAGCAAGUUUUACCAUAAUUGCUUUUGUAAGAGAAUUUUACGACAUUUCCAUUUUGCUUGGGAAAAUCCUCAUCCUGUGUAUGACAUUGGCACUUCUCUGAAUCAUUGAUGAUAAAAAAAAAAAUGAAAUUUCAUGAGUUCAUGUCCAAACAUCAUUCUUCAUUUAAGAAACGACUAUCAAACAUGCUUAUUUGUACAUUGUACAUUUAUGUGGAUAUGUUCAUAUUUAAGUAAACUAUGUAGCGAUUAAUUUGAAUGACUUUAGUAAAUAUGUUGAUCAGUAAAACACAAAACCAUACAUUUUGCAAGAUGAUAGCAAAUAAAACAUGAUUGUCCUCAUCUAUUGUUUGUACCGUUUGCUAGGAACUAUGUUUUAAUCAUGUAACGGUUAUUUCCCACUAAUAUAUAGGUCAUUGCCAUUUGAAUCAUCCUGUGCACAAUAAUCCAUUAGGCCAUUUACCAUAUAUGUUUCCUGUGUCAUGAUUGACAUAAUCCGAAACCAGUGAUUUUUUUUUUCAUGUCUGUAAUCUGACUGUUUAACAAGUGUAUGUACAUAUUAAAAGUUGGUACUUAAUUCAUGUGAAUGUGUAUAUUACCAAUCCUUGAAUUUAUGUUUGUACAGAAGUGUUCACAAUGAUCAUUUUUCACUCUGACAGCAUUUUUUUUUUCACCUCAACCAUGUUAUAAAAAUGUAUGUUGUUCUGUCGUGCAGGAUUAAAUGUUCUUAUGUUAUGAUGAAAGUUGACAAUAAAGUGACCAAAAUUU
Molecule: messenger RNA, 5095 nt
Organism: Mya arenaria
Lineage: Eukaryota; Metazoa; Mollusca; Bivalvia; Myida; Myidae
Product: exportin-1-like
Exons: 23
Coding region: 306-3527 (1073 amino acids)
Biological process (GO): protein export from nucleus; ribosomal large subunit export from nucleus; ribosomal small subunit export from nucleus
Cellular component (GO): cytoplasm; nucleus
Molecular function (GO): small GTPase binding; nuclear export signal receptor activity
Source: RefSeq, a predicted model, not a curated record